This is a messenger RNA of Schistocerca cancellata (South American locust), 3659 nucleotides long. RefSeq lists its product as uncharacterized. Lineage: Eukaryota; Metazoa; Arthropoda; Insecta; Orthoptera; Acrididae. The coding region runs from base 1 to 3138 and encodes 1045 amino acids. The transcript has 15 exons. The record is from RefSeq and is a predicted model, not a curated record.
AUGGUGGCAGACACCGGUGCCUGUUACCAGACCGUGAAGGUUACGGCGCUGGUGGAGAAGCCGUCGACACCGCCGAAGAGGCAGCCGUCGGCGCAGGCCGAGCCGUCGGCCUCUACGCCGUCACCCCCGAAGCAGCUGACGAGUUCUCCGGACCGGGACGCCAUCAAGCCGAAGCCCAUCUCACCGGUCGUGCGUCGGACCGCGAUGUCACCGCAACCGCCGGCAGGCGCCCGUCCGCAACAGGCCGUGCCGAAGCUGCGUGCAUCGCCAAUGCAGCAGCACCGUCAGCAGCAGCAGCAGCAACUACAACAACAGCAGCAGCUGCGGCAGCAGCAGCAGCAGCAACAACAGCAACAACAACAACAACAGCAGCAGCAGCAGCAGCAACAACAACAACAACAACAACAACAACAACAGCAGCAGCAGCAGCAGCAGCAGCAGCAGCAGAAGACGAAGAGCUCGGGACUGCGGAGGUUCCUGUCCCCGGCGGCCAGCCUGUUUGCGUCGGCCACGGGCAACAGUCCUCGCAACCGCAGGAGCCUCAGUGAGGACCGCAGCUCUAGGUCCUCCCCACUCCUGCUGAAACCACACAAGUCGAAGAAGCAGCAGCAGCAAAACGCACAGGAGGACGCCGUGCAGAGGCAGCCGCUGCUGGCGCAGAAGAAGUCCACGCCGCAGGCCGCAGCCGCCACACACGACGCCAAAAGGAAAGUCCACCCCACAUCAAAUGCUCCACUGGUGGAGACGGCGUUCCUCUCCGAGCCGAAGAAGCCGACGCCGACAGCGACGCAGCAGAACCUGCUCAACGCGGGGGCGGACUACCGCAACAAGCCGCUGCCCCCCGUGCCGCCCCACCGGACCUCCAGCCGUAGCAGCAGCGGCGCCGGCACCGCCCCCGUCCCCGCCCCCGUCCCCGUGCCCGCCCCCGUGGUGGCCGCCCCCACCGGAAGCAGCUCGCACAGCACUGCGCGGACCAUCCCCGACACGUCCCUCGUGCUGGAGGAGCGGCUGGACAGCAUCCGCCGCAGCCUCACGCCCACGCAGUACUCCAGGGGCGAGGUGCCCGCAGCUGCAGACUUUGCCGGCCGGCGGCAGCAGAAACGCUACCAGUCGCUGCCGCCCAUGUCGUCCCUGCCGGCGACGCGCCUGCAGCUGGAGGCGAUGGAGCGCGCGGCCCGCGGCUCGCCGCCCGCCUCGGAGUACCGGCCGGCGGGCAAACCGUCGGCUGCUGCCAGUCAGUCGGCGUACCGGCAGGUCCCUGCGAACUCCUCGGCCGGUAUCUACCAGAAUGUCCAGCAGACCAACAGGGCGAGGCAGCAGGCCAGCUACCCAGAGGCCUACUACCACGGCAAGCAGCACGACACCCAGUCGGACACGGAGGCCCUCCGGCAGAACCGGCCGCCCACGCAGCGCGGUCGCGGCGGGAGCGUCGCAUCGGACGGUGCCGACACGGUGCAGUCGUCGCGCAGCGUGGACGCCAGCUCGCCGUCAUCGUCGUCGACGGCGACAGUGGUCUCCUCGGCACAGCAGCAGCGGCAGAGGCCCGGGGAUGCGGUGGACGCGGCGGACGUGUCUCCUGGGGCGGCUGAGGUACAGAGGGUGAUGCAAGCCAGACCGCCUAUGGCGCUGCCGCCCCCGUCCGGUCGCAUGUCGGCCCCUCCGAGCACCGCCGACUGGCAGCGCCGCUACGGCCGCAUCCAGCAGCCGCUGCUGCAGUCGCCGCCCGCCCUCGUGCCCGUGUCGGCAGCCAUCAAGGUCACCAGGGAGCCCGUCUACAGCAACCUCUCGCAGGCGACGCCCUCGCAGCAGCCGCAGCGCCGGCAGCACGUGCCGCUGUCGCCCGUCUCCCCGCCGCCGGACGGCACGGUGCGCCUGAGCCGACGCGAGCUGGAGGCGCUCUACUGGCAGACGCAGAUGCUGCGUGAGGAGCUGGCCGCGCAGAAACGCUACCUCGGCAUGACCGGGCCCGCGCCCGCCUCCAACACGUCCGUCGCCUCCACUGCAACCGCGGGGAGCGGGGGCGGCGCGUACGUGUCCGUCCUGCCGCGGCCGCAGCCGGUGUACGCCAGCCCGCAGACGCAGCUGCCGCCCCAGCAGCACCGCCGCUCGCGCAGCAUGUCGCCGUCGCCGUACCACGGGCCCGUCUCUCCUGGCAGUGCCUACCCUCUGUACGCUUCCAACAGGAGCCUGAGCCUGAGCUUGCCGCGGGGCGCCGUGCUGCCGGAGCUGUACGACGUCCAGCAGCAGCCGUUCGUGCGCGGCGCGCCGUACCGCAACACCGUCGCCGGCAUCCGCAGCCACUCCGUUUCGGAGCGCACCUCCACCCCCACCAUAUACGAGGAGGCUGUGCACCAGCAGGCUGCGACUCCGCGGCGCGAGCAGAGCGCAGACGGGACUCCGCACCGCAGGAGCCGAGGCGUGGGAGCGGGCGAGGGGCCGCCACCCAUCUUCAAGAGGGGGUCGCUGCAGGGGCUGCCCGAGCCGGACGGUGCGGCCAGCUCCACGCCCAAGAGGGUCAGCUUCACGCCGGGAGAGGACGUGUCGCCGCGGCCCAACUGGCCCACCAGGAACGGGCCGGCAGCACAGCCUCCGACGAGGAACAGGGACAGUGUGGAGUCUGACGUGUUCCUGCCUAACUCGCCGCCGCCCGCCACGUCUGCGGCCAACUACGUGAACCUGUCCGACCUGGGCUACGCCUACGGCUACGGCUACGGUUACGGAACGUCUGUGGCUGCGGAGCGGCGCAGGCCGUACGGUGUCGUGGUCCGGCGCAGUGCCCCGCCCGGCUCCGUCAGCAGUCCCACCGGGACGACUCCCGACAGGCCACUCCCGCCUCUGCCGCCGAGUUCGAGCGGCGAGCUGUCCGGCAGCAACUCGUCAGUGUACGGAGUGGUCGUCCGCAAGCCGCAGCCGCAGCAGCAGCAGCCGGUGCAGCUGUCCCCGGACCGCUGGCAGUACCGCGCCGCGUUCCCGUCCCCCACCGGCAGGUGGCCGCAGUCCGAGUCCGAAUCCGGCAGCGAGGCGGGCGAGAUCCAGCGCAUCCUGGGCCGCGGCCGCAGCAGACCAGGUGUAGUACCGUUGAACGGAAACGGAUGGCCGGCGUCGGAAGUCCACCGGCGGUUUACAACACUAGGCUGAGGCGCGUCGUCUUCUCUAGCCGGGAGCAGCACGAGAGCGACCUGCGCUGGGUCAUCUUCUCCAGGAAGAACCACAAUCUGAGCAACGGGCCGGCGCGCCCCAAGUGCGACCGAAAGGAGAAUUCUCCGCCGGUCGCGCCCGAGCCCGGCCCAGCCGCCGGGUGCGGCAGCUUCUACGUGGGGAUGGACUCCCGAGACAGCAAGCGCGCCAUCGCGCACCAGCGCUACGUCGACGCGGCGCUCAGGUCUGUCAUAGACCUGCCGUGCCUCCAGCAGUACUAGGGACCGCCUCUUCUGUAGGCUCCGUCCUACAUUCUCCACUCUGUGUUUGUAGUUUUUUAAUUAUGCUGCACGUAGUUCCUAGAUUGUGCAUUGUAACUAAUUCUUCUCGUGUUGUUUUUUGUGUUUCUAACAAUCCGAGAGCCUCUCAAUACUUGUAUUUAGCACAUCUGUUUAGAGUUUAUGUGCUAAGAGCUUUCACAAAAAAAAAAGUGCCAGACGGGAAUAAUACAGUAAGUACUC